Doryrhamphus excisus (bluestripe pipefish) is the source of this 1695-nucleotide messenger RNA. RefSeq names its product CDK5 regulatory subunit associated protein 3 (gene cdk5rap3). The record is from RefSeq and is a predicted model, not a curated record. Lineage: Eukaryota; Metazoa; Chordata; Actinopteri; Syngnathiformes; Syngnathidae. Gene Ontology annotation, cellular component: endomembrane system. Gene Ontology annotation, biological process: regulation of mitotic cell cycle.
CGUAUCAUGGCCUUUCCCUAUUGGCCCUCGCUCUUGUAACGUGUCAAACCCGGAUGAUGGCGGCACCUCUCCAGGAGUUCUAUUAAAUAAACAUGAAAUGAAGCCGUGAAAGUGGAUUUAAGAGUGUAAAUAAGUCAUCAUGGACAAUAUACAGAACCUCCCGAUCGACAUACAGACCAGCAAGCUGUUAGACUGGCUGAUAGAUCGACGUCACUGCAAUCUGAAAUGGCAGAAUGGCAUCAAAGUCAUCCGAGAGAAGAUCAACGCUGCCAUGGAGGACAUGCCGGAGAACGAGGAGAUCAAGCAGCUCCUGUCAGGCUCUUACAUUCACUACUUCCACUGUUUGAGAAUUGUGGAGAUCCUGAAGGGAACGGAGGCGUCUUCCAAGAACAUAUUUGGCAGAUAUUCCUCGCAGAGAAUGAAGGACUGGCAGGAGAUCGUGUCCCUGUAUGAGGCAGAGAACAUCUACGUAGCGGAGGUGGCCAGCUUGCUGGCUCGGAACGUGAACUACGAAGGUCCGGCUCUGAGGAAGCAGCUGGCCAAAGCCAAGCAGCUCCAGCAGGAGAUGAGCCGGCGGGAAGUGGAGUGCCAGAGAUCGUCUGCAGACCUGCGGGAACGCUACUACGCCGCCUGCAAGCAGUAUGGCAUCAAAGGAGACAACGUUCCUCGUGAGCUGCAGGCUCUGGUCAAAGAUCUACCAGACGUUCUUGACAAAGUGGGGAGGGACGCAGCCCUGUUGGAGGAGAAAAUAGAAGUUUACACCACUUUCACAAACUUCGUAUGCGAGUGGUCGGAACCGGUCCUGCCCCUGCUGACGUUCGCCCAAAAACGAGGCAACGUAACCUUCUACGAGUGGCGGACCGGCAACGCUCCGGUGGUGGUGGAGAGGCCACACGUGGAGGACACGCCUCCUGAAGCGCUCGCCGAGGACGCGAUCGAUUGGGGAGACUUCAGCACUCAGGGUGCGGGCUCAGGGAUCACGGUGGAGGACGGCAUCGACUGGGGGAUCAGCCUGGAGCCCAGUUCUGAGCAGGAUGCCGGCGGCGAGAUUGACUGGGGCGACGGUGACCCCGCCCCCGUUGAGAUUGAGGUGGUCCAAGCGGGAACAGACUGUCCUGAGGGCACGGCGAGAGGCGAGGAUGCUUUGAGUAUCCUCGAGAACGCUCACUCCCGGGGCCAGUUCAUUGAUGAGCUCGUGGAGCUGGAAGCGUUCCUCAGCCAGCGCCUCAGCGAGAUGGGCCAAGAGAGCGACGUGGUGGCCAUGAGCCAGUUCCAGUCGGCGCCCGCCAUCAUCCAAGGCCAGAGCAGCGAGCACGUGCGUAGGAUGCUGAUGGAGGUGCGGGACCUGAUGGGACGGCUCACCACGCUCCAGAUGCAACACCUCUUCAUGAUCCUGGCCUCGCCGCGGUACGUGGAGCGCGUCACGGAGAUCCUGAGGCAGAAGAUGAAGCAGGCGGACAUUUUGGAGCUGAAAGCUUCCACCAUGGUUGAGAAGAGGCAGGAAGCUCUGGAGGAGCAGUCCAGACUGGAGCCUCGAGUCGACCUCCUGGUGGCACGCACACAGGAGCUCAAAAAACUGAUUGAAGCAGACAUUUCCAAGCGCUACAACAACCGGCCUGUCAACCUGAUGGGAGUCAACAUAUAGAAAGAUGAAUAAUAAUAAUAAUAAUAAUAAAGGUUUUAUUUCAUUUAAAA